Messenger RNA from Mesorhabditis belari, 1305 nucleotides. NCBI's taxonomy places the organism in Eukaryota, Metazoa, Nematoda, Chromadorea, Rhabditida, Rhabditidae. The record is from the annotation of a GenBank genome assembly.
AUGCGAAAAUUCGAAAGCGAUCGAUUGAGAGCUUUGUUCCUGUUUGUGUGCAGUUUAACAACAUUGACGUUGGCUGACUUGCAUCCAAUCUACAAAAUGAUCGAAACGAAAUCGAUUCCAACACCUUAUCCUGGGAAACCAUUGGACGUACAUGUUGGAUUCUAUGUGGAAAGUCUUGGAAAUUUUCAAAGUACAGAAAUGACUUUUGAUAUGGAUUUGUACAUGUAUAUGUCGUGGGAGGAUCCAGUGAUGGCACACAAUGGCACUGAUUACGUUUUAAUCAAUGACAAAGAAGUUCUUACAAGGAUGUGGUUACCUGAUCUCUACUUUGCCAAUGCGAGAACAGCUUAUUUUCAUGAAGUCACUGUGCACAAUUUCAACAUGUUCAUCAAUCCGAAAGGAGUUAUCGCAUAUGGGACAAGAGUGACUCUAAAUGUUGCUUGUACGUUGGAUUUGAAAGAUUACCCGCUCGACUCUCAGCAAUGUUUCAUCAAGAUUAUCUCUUAUGCUCAUGUUAAAGAUGAGAUGAACGCCACUUGGUUUAAUGAUGGACCGAUUCGAUUCAAUCCAGAAAUUGGAUUGCCCGAAUACCAUAUCACCGGACUUGAACAUACCACUUGUAAUGGGGUUUUUCAUUACACGAUCACGCACAACUCGAGUCGAAUUGGAGAUUUCUCUUGUUUAAUGGGCAUUAUCAAAUUGGAUCGAGCUAUUGGCUACCAUUUGGUUCAGUCAUACAUUCCGACUGGAUUGAUUGUUGCCAUUUCAUGGGUAUCUUUCUGGAUCGAUAGGAGAGCGGUACCAGCUCGAGUUUCCCUUUCAUUCACCACUCUUCUCACUCUAUCCACACAGGGAAACGGUAUUCGAUACGGUUUACCGCCAGUUUCCUACGCAAAAGCGAUUGAUUACUUUUAUGGAGUUUGCAUGUUAUUCAUCUUUGGCGUUUUGCUAGAGUUCGCACUUGUGAAUUCGUACAUGCGAAGGGCAAACAAGUACAAUUAUAUGGCCGAAAAGAUGCAACAAACCAGUGGCGGUGGUGGUGGAUCGACAAGGUCGAGGCACAAUGAUGCGUGCGGGAAUGGUAGCACGGAUUUCGACUCGGAUUCGAGCCCGCAAAAGCCUCUCAAUCACAUGAAUCGAAACGCUGCUCAUUUGAUCUACAAGUCGAUGAAGUACUCGCGGAAAGCGCUCGCAGUCGAUCAAAUCUCUCGAUUUGCAUUCCCAGCUAUUUUUGCUUUCUUCAACGUGAUCUACUGGAUGUACUAUUUGAAAGAGCGACCGGUAAAAGCCGAAGAUAUCAAAGUC